AUGAUGCAACGUCAUUGUCUUGUUUCGUGUCCAUCAGAAGGUACUCAUGGAAUCUGGCCACAACAUUUAAUUCAUUCGAAAGGACGAUUUGGCUUUGAAGCAAAAUUUGGGAAACAAUGGUUUGAGUGCCGUAUUGAAAAUAAAGGAACAAUAGAAGAAUAUGAAAAAGCUCAAGAAUCAUUGAAAAAACAAUUGCUACCAAAACCUAAUCUAUCACCACCAACUGAACCUUUAGUAAGUGCACAUGAAUCUAUUUUAGAAUGGCAAGUUUUCUUUUCAGAUCCUGCACGUAUUGUUUUAACAGAUGCAGAAUGUACAAGAAGUUGUUUAUCAGAUUUUCGUGGUCAUACAGAAAAUCGUGUUCCAAUUCCACAAGAAUCUGUUGAUUCACUUCAAAGAGCCGUACGGCAAAGAUUUGAUUUUAAAGAGGAAGAUAUGGAUAGUAUAUGGGCUUCCAUUCGAACAAGUCUCGUACAAAAAGUUACUGAUAUUCGUAAGAGUGAAAAGCGUAAAAGUCAAAAACAGGAACAAAACAAACACCCACAACAAGAUCCUAUUGCGUUAUCUGAAGAUAAUCAUGAUCUUGUUUCUGUUGCAACAAAUAAUCAAACAGAGGUAAAUCGUAUACAAAAUAAGAACAAAUAUAUCGGUAUUGGAAAAUUAUAUCAAUCAGAAAAGAUAUGUGGCGUGUGUUAUCAUUCAUCAACACAUGGAAUUUGUUCAACAACUGCUUGUACUUAUGAAGCAAUGGAGAUUCCAUCUGAUGAUGUUGUUGAAAUUGUUUCAUUCGAUUUAGCUGAACAGUUGAAGAUAUUAAUUGAUAAAAAUAUAGAUCUACUUCAAAAAUAUCAAAAUGAAGCACGAACACAAACUACAUCUGAUGCAAACGAUGUUGUUAGAGGUGAUGUUUAUCAAUCUAUACUAAAUGUUCAUAAAGAUUUUUUUGUAUCUGUUAUGAUACAUAGUGACGCCAUUCCUCUUUAUAAAUCUAAAAAUUGUAAUGCAUCGCCUAUAUUAGGUGCUGUUUUGAAACUUCCACCAUAUUCUAGAACUUGUGCUGAUAACACUCUUCUUCUUUCUCUUUGGAUAGGAAUACAAAAGACGAGCGAGAAUUUCGACAAAUAUGCUCAAUUAGCUGCUUUAAUGCAAACACGAAUAGAUCGGAAAAGAACACUGGGUGGCAAAGGUUUGAGUGCUUUUUCCGAGAUUCUCGACGUUCUUCUACCUCACUCCGUUGUUAUUGAUGCAAUGCAUACAGUUUUCUUAUGUCGUCAUUCCAAAAAACUUAUUCGUUUACAAACAUUUAUCACAAGAGAAAAUCUUUUAAAAAUUAAUUUAAAACUUCGUUCAAUAAGUUUUAUACAUGAUAUUCUUCGUCGACCACGAUCGUUCUCCAAUGUUGAAAAUUGGAAAGUAUCUGAAGUACGAUUAUUUAUUUUAUAUAUUGACUUGCCUGUACUUGCUGAAAUUUUACCUGAAGAAAGAAUUGGAGAUUUUGCUUUAUACAAUGUUAUUCGUCGUCUUUUACAUGACUAUUGGGAUAAUGAUAAAAAAUUAGGUGAUUCAAUAUCUAGUUUAUUGAAAAUUUACAUUAAAAACUUAUCAAAAAAUGUUAUUUCCAAUGUGUAUCCACCCAAACUAUUUACAAUAUCAACUCAUACUCAUCUCCAUCUUCCUUUUUAA
Rotaria sp. Silwood1 is the source of this 1683-nucleotide messenger RNA. The record is from the annotation of a GenBank genome assembly. NCBI's taxonomy places the organism in Eukaryota, Metazoa, Rotifera, Eurotatoria, Philodinida, Philodinidae.